GCCCGUCAGGUCUGGCGACGCGCUUCCGGCCGCUGCGGGCAAAACACGGAGUGAAGAAAGUGAGUGAGGGACGGCGGCGAUGGAGGCGAUGGACAGCGAGAACAUGGACCCCCUUCAGUGGGACACCAAGCUCAGUGAGCUGAAUCUAUCAGCUGGAAACUGCGAGGUUUUUUAUGCGACGCACUUCACGGAGAUGUUGGAUGAGUAUUCCAAGGAUAUGCUGGGCCAUCUUUUCAACGAUCCUUUCCUCUCUGAUAAAAAUGAGCUGAUGGAUGCAGAGCUCUCACCUGCUCCACAUAUUCAGGCUGAACACAGCUACUCCUUGGCGGGUGACUCCCGACCGCAGUCUCCACUCACACAGCUCUCAACUGAAGAUGACUUCAGUGAAGAUAUGGAGUGUGAAUCCUGGUCAGUGAGAUCUGAUCUAAAGCCAAUCACACUGAAGCACGAAGCUCUCCUCUGUGAUAAUAAUUGUCUUGCACCUUCUGUUACCUUAACAACUGCAGCAAUCUCCACAGUCAUGGACAUUGCACUUGACACAUACAAGGUGGAGGUAACCUCUGUGAAUGAAUCUGACCUUGAUGCAGUUUCCAAUGUACAGACUACCAGCGGUGCACAGAAGGUUCUUCCAAAGAUUAAGUUGGAACCGCAUGAGGUGGAUCAGUUCCUCAAUUUGUCUCCAAAGGAAGAUAUAGUGCAACUGCCACCAACCCCACCAAGCAGCCAUGGCAGUGACUGUGAGGGUGGACAAAGCCCAAUACGUUCUGUUCAGUCACCAGACCCUGUCGAGCCACAGCCCACUGGAAAAAUCAUAACACGUGCACCAUCUGCUUUGUCCAGCUCCCCUCUUCUCACUGCACCACAUAAACUGCAAGGAUCAUCAGGACCUUUGCUUCUGACGGAAGAAGAAAAACGUACACUGAUUGCUGAAGGAUACCCAGUUCCUGUCAAGCUACCACUCACAAAGGCAGAAGAGAAAGCACUCAAGAAAAUACGGAGAAAAAUUAAGAACAAGAUCUCCGCUCAAGAGAGCAGAAGGAAGAAGAAAGAAUACAUGGAUACGCUGGAGAAAAAGGUAGAAUCCUGUUCAAAUGAAAACAGUAAACUCCGUAAAAAGGUGGAAAAUCUAGAAAAGGCAAACAGGUCCUUGCUCCAGCAGCUGCAAGGUCUCCAGGUUCUGGUAGCGGGGAAGGUGCCCAGAUCCUGCAAGAUGGCCAGUACACAAACCAGCACAUGUCUGAUGAUUGUGGUGCUGUGUUUUGCCAUCGCAUUGGGAGGUAUGAGUAACAAAUUCGACCCAUUCUCAUCUUCUGUGACAAAAUCAGUUGUGCCCAUUCAAGAUUCCACACAAGAAUCUUAUGCAGCCACUGUUCGCUCAAGACAUUUAUUAUUUUAUGAGGAGCGCCCUGGCUUUGAAGACGAGAUCAGUUCUGUGAUGUCGACAGAUGCCUGGGAGAAAUUAGCUGAAUCUGUUCGAGAAAGAACGCGACUGGCACAGUUCCUCACAGUCAGAGGCUCAGCACAGAAGCAGCAGGCACAGGAAGCAGUUGCACACACAGUGCAGCCAGCAGAAGAAUAUAUAAUAGCAAAUGAAACAAGAACUGAAAAUUCAGUCCUGAUAGAGCUCCAAUCACAACGGGGCCUUCCCAGUCUAGGGAUUAAUGGAACUGCUGUGGAAAUUGACAGAAGAGUCAACACAACCUCAUAAAAACUAUAAGGUGGUUUUAAUCCUGAUGUACAACGAAAGCAGUCCCUUUUUUAUAAAACCCAACUCAGACUGCCAGUCAAACCUCCAGGAGAAGAUCAGAUACAUACUGCAUUAUUUCCUGUAAAUCAAUGUAAGCUUGUUUAUUAAUUUAUAUAAAUUAAUAUCUAUACGUAUUGGAAAUUUGAGUCAUAAAAUAUAGCUUUUCUGCAUUGGAAAAUCUUUAUCGCGCAGUGGGUGCAACAAGCUAUUUACUUAAGCAUACAAAGGUAUGGAUCCCACUCUUGCUUAAGAUUUCAGCGUUCAGAACCAGCAGAAGAGAUUAGUUUGAGUUUCAGUGAAUUGAUAGAAAUGCACUGUCCCCUUUUGUUCUCCUUGAAGAGAGGGAGAGCUAAGAAUUUCAGUGAGCUCUUAAAGGGACUGAAAAAUCCAAUAAGCAAGUCGUAUUUCUUGAAACUUGCUUUAUCUCAACUUUUUCUAGUCCUGCUGUAUGAUCAUUGGCCUAAAGAUUUCCCUCUCUACUGCUGCUGCUGGCUGGCCUGCUGUCUUUUGGGCUUUUAUUCUUACAGAUCACUACCAUCCACACUAGUUUGAUUUUUAUCUAAUUUGCUCUAUAUUUAUUCUUUUGUGUAAAUUAAAAUGUCUAUCAUUCCAUAAAAGUAGAAUUGUUUGGGAUAUUAGCCUUUCAACUGAAGGCUCUUGCUUGUCCUGACAGAGGACUUGUCAGGCAUCACCUCCUUUCUCUACUUAUUAUGUCACUUCACAGAGGCCAAUGAUCUUAUCCAUCAAGUUACCAGGUUUACUCUUACUAUUUGGAUCCUAUCUCUCACAUAAAACGUAGGCCUCAAUUAGCAACUGGGAGAAAUAUUAUCCCUACUAAUUAUGUCCCUGUCCAUAACUAUUAAUGUUUUUGUCUAAAUUAAUUCACUCAUCAGGAGCAACAUUAUUGAUAACAUUAGCUGUUAUAUUCUCCAUAUUUGGAGAAGGGCUAAUGAACCCAUUAGAGGUUGCCUCAACUUCACCUUUUUAUAAAAUUGAUUCUACAUUGCCUUGCUGUAAUGUUGAGCGCCCAUUGUCUUUCACGGGUGGCAAUGUUUUAAGUGACCUGUAUUAGUUUUGUUGCUAUGUAGCUUUAGCUUCCUUUUGGAUUUUAGCAAUUUUUUUUUUUUUGUUUAACCAAGUUUUGCAUUUUGUAUUUUUUUUAGUAAAGACCUGAAAACAAGUCUGCAUGUUUUUAAUUUAGAUCAAGCCUUCACUGAAAGAAAUAGCAUUGUUUUAUUGUCCAGACUUCCUGGUGUUUUGAUAUUGUGGGCCUCGCUGUUCCUGUUAAAGGAACAGGAAAUCUGUCAGGCAGACUUGAGCUGUAAUCCAACAGAGCAGUGGAACGUCUCCGACUCUCUCGUUGACUUUUACUGAAGGAACAGUAUUCAUUCCUAUGGGUUGAGCACAGUGUCAAUGUUGUGUAUUCUCUCAUUGACCAAAGAACGCAUAUUGCGCACACACACAAUGGGCCAAAUGCCUUCUAUUCUGUACAGUUCUACAAAUCAUUCCUGCCAUUAAAAGGUACUAGAGAUAUAGCACACUUUUCAAGUAACAUCAGUGAACAUUUUUUCCUCGUGUUUUUCAUACUACGGACUUGUGCUAACCAUCACCCAUUCAAAAUUGUUGAAUCCAAGUUGGAAAUAAUUAUAUCUAUUUUAUUUUUCAAGUUCUACUAGGUUGUAAACAGUCAUUUAUUUUGUCAAACAUCAGUCCUUUUAUUUAUAAAAUUCAAGUCGUCACUUUUAUUUCUAUAGCAAAUUUUUAUUUCUAUUAAAAAACAUACUCUCGUUGACCAAAGCUUUACAUUGGUGGAGGUACUAAUGUUAUACAACAGUGGUUCAUAGAUUAAGUACAUACAUAUAGCCCUCCCUCAGAGGACGUCAAGAAAGGCUUGAGAGUAAAGAUGAGUUUUAAGUCUCGACUUAAGAGUCGAUGGAGGGGGCAGUUCUGAUGGGAAGAAGGAUGCUGUUCCACAAUUUAGGAGCUGCAGCCGCAAAGGUGCGGUCGCCCCUGAGCUUAUGCCUAGACCAAGGGAUGUUCAGUAACCCCAAGUCCGCCGAUCUGAGGGACCUGGAGGUGGUGUGGUGGGUAAGCAGACUUUUGAUGUAGGUGGGGGCAAGCCCGUUAAGGGCUUUGUAAACAUAAAGAAAUCUCUUGAAAUUUAUUCGGAACUGCACAGGGAGCCAGUGGAGAGAGAAAUAAGAUCUCAGAAUGCAGAAUUUGAUGGUGGUCCAAGCCUUCCAUCUUAAAUUUUGCCUGUAAACGUGGCCAACAUCUAUACUUAUGAAAUGAAGAUUUUCAGUUUUAUCAAUUCAUUAUUUUUGGUAGUUGAUGUAUAUUAGGCAGUAAAAGUCUCCAAAGACCUAAUUUUUGUUCUCUUCCAAACUUAGUAUGGCCAAUCUAUUCCACCAUCCCCAUAGAGGAAUAACCAUAGUACAAAUGCAGAAAAGCAUUAUAACUGGUUUAACCAACUCAAUGAUUUUGUCACCACAAUCUUUGGUGAUCAAUCAUCACCAUAACAUGAAAUGUUAAGAAAACCACAGUUAGAAUUACAGUUUGUCGGAUAUGGUGCACUGCAACCUACCAAACCUGUUGGUGGUUUGGCUAGAAUCAAGGUUCAGGAAUCACCAGGUAGACAGAAAAUGCUGGAGUAACUCAGCGGGACAGGCAGCAUCUCUGGAGAGAAGGACCCAUUCCUUCUCUCCAGAGAUGCUGCCUGUCCCGCUGAGUUACUGCAGCAUUUUGUGUCUACCUUCGAUUUAAACCAGCAUCUGCAGUUGUUUCUUACACAUUCAGGAAUCACCAUAUGUGUGUUGGAAAACUGUUGAAGUCGAAUCAGCGAAAGCCUUGUAAUUUGCCAACAUAGAAAAUUGCUAAACUUCCCACAGUGUGCCUGUCGGUGACUUACCGGUAGUUAUUGGGUUGCCAACGCUGUUGUUGAUGGUUGACUUCCUUUCACUCUUUCAAUAGCAUUUGCAUUCUGCAUGAAUAUCAUUGUAGAAUAUCAUUGAGAGAUUUUAAAAAUGUUUUAAUAAUUAUACAUCAGUAGUAUUAGAUGAAUACUUCAAUGUGUAAUUCCCAUAUUUUUAAACUCUUUGUAUGGUCAAAGAGAUUUUAUUUUAUUAUGACUGUAUCUUUGUAAUCAAUGCCUGUAUGUCAAAUAUUGGAGAAAUCCACUCCAGGUUUUACAGCUCGUUUUAGGAUACUUGCUCUUUUGCACAUAUUUUCCUGGACCAUUUUCUGUUUAUGAUUGAUACUUUCCAUGUUUAAAAAUCCGGAAUUGAUAAAGCUGGUUAUUCACCAGCUCAACUUCAUUCAUUACGACUUCAGGACCUUGCAUUAGCCCCUUCUUUUGACUUUUUUUUAUUUUGCCCAUAACAGAGUUGAGGUAACACAAAAUGAAUCAUAUUUUUCCCUCAUUGGCAUUCUUAAGUCUAUUAUACCAAAAAAAAUAUGAAUGUAAACUUUUUGUUUGUUUCUACUGGAGAAUUGACCCAACUCUGAGAAUGAAUGCGAGAGCUGGGAAUAAUGACCAGUAAACUCUUAAUUAGAGCAGAGUAAAACUCCAUUAAUCCAGCACCCUCGGAACUUCGGUGCCAGACUAUAUUGGAUGAUUAUUUCUAAUCAUACCCCAACAUGCCUUUAUUUUGCUGUUUUACAUUUUAAACAGUAGAAUGAUAAAUUUCCCAACCUGAUGAGUCUGAAGGGAAUUGGAAAUAUACAUGUACGCUGGACCCCUGCUCCAUCCUCAAACCUACCCACGUUCUGGAUCCUGAUUCUGGUCCCAUUUGCACACCCGACACCAAGUCCAGACCCCCCCCCCCCCGCCCUGCCAUGCAGCCUCUUGCACUCCAAACUAACAAGUGAGCCAGAUACUGAAUUCUCAGAAUUUCCAAGAUGUUGAAGUCAGAGUUUUACUGUCAUUGCUUUCGAAAUAUUUUUAAUCCAGGUUGAGUAUGUACAGUGAAAUUACAAAUUUAAUUUUCUUUACAAAUUAUGAUAGGGUGACAUAUUUUUGAUAAUUUUUCCUUCUAUUGAUUGACAUUUUGUACUUGCUUUCCUCUCUGAGCUUCAUUGAAGCUCUCCCAGACAGUUUGUUUUUGGGGGAAAAAGUGAAAUGUAAUCACUGUUUCUAUUUCUGAGAUGACUCUAAGCACCUCUCUUGUACUUCUUGACAACUUCCAAGAGAAAAAAAGAUAAUUUCACUCCACUACAAGAUUGCUAAUUUUUUAACUAUAUUGCUGCGGUCCUUGCUACUCUUAAUUUAUCUCUUUUUCCUGAAGGUAUUGAGAUAUGUCACCUACAAAAUGUCUCCCUUGCCUCUCUGCCACUUCCCCCACACCAUGACUUUACCAUGUUGAUCCCUCUGAGGGUCUAAAAUCUGUAACUACUGACCUCAUCCACUACCCAUAACCUGGGAGGUUUGAAAGCACCUAAACGUAACUUGAAGAUAGACACAAAAUGUUGGAGUAACUCAGCAGGACAGACAGCAUCUUUAGAGAGAAGAAAUGGAUGAUGUUUCGUGAAAGAUACGCAAAAAAAGUAACAAUGAUAAAGGAAACUGGUCGUUGUUAGCCAGGUGAGAAUGAAAAGCUGGUGUGACUUGAGUGGGGGAGGGAUGGAGAGAGCGAAUGCAGGGUUUAGAGAAAUCAAUAUUCAUACAUCAAGGGUUGUAAGCUGCCCUAGUGAAGUAUGAGAUGGUGUUCCUCCUAUUUGUGUUUAGCCCCACUCUGACCUUUCUUUCCAAGGCCUCCAUCGUCAGUAUGGGAAAUGGAAGGGGAAUUAAAGGGUUUAGCAACUGGGAGAUCAGUUUAGCAACCUUAACCUGAUGUUUUUUUUAACUAUCCUAUUCAUUCUGACUUUAAUGUCCUGUGCAAUAUGUCAAAUAGAAUUUUAAAAAUCAGCACCUAUGGGAUAACAAGGUUUUUGAAUCUGACCUUGAUUUAAUUGAUAAGAUCCCAUUGCACUCGAGAUAUCCUGAUAAGUUACCAAAAAAAAAAGAAAAUCAGAAAAGCUCAUCUUCUAAAACUGCUUGGGCU
Leucoraja erinaceus (little skate) is the source of this 6786-nucleotide messenger RNA. It is a transcript of the gene creb3l2, whose product is annotated as cAMP responsive element binding protein 3-like 2. The record is from RefSeq and is a predicted model, not a curated record. The coding region runs from base 80 to 1708 and encodes 542 amino acids. The transcript is spliced from 12 exons. NCBI's taxonomy places the organism in Eukaryota, Metazoa, Chordata, Chondrichthyes, Rajiformes, Rajidae. Gene Ontology annotation, biological process: regulation of transcription by RNA polymerase II. Gene Ontology annotation, molecular function: cAMP response element binding; DNA-binding transcription factor activity, RNA polymerase II-specific.